CAAAUGCAGCAGAGGGGAAGAAUAUGAGAGAGCGAGAGAGAGAGGGAGAGAGAGACAGAGAGAGGUGCGUGAGUAAAAGGAAACUCCCUGUUUCCUUUGCCGUCACAUUUCUCUAACCACGCGCAUGUGGUUGUGGCGUUGGGAACGAGAUUACGCGUUUUGUCCCAGUAUUUUGUUGCGGUUUCAGAAAGACAAGAUCUCAUGAUUUUCGCCCCUGCACGCGGCGCCGUAGCUCUCGCCUGUCUCCCGGGUCAGCAGAAGCGCCGACAGGAUUCACGGUCUCCCAAGGCAUCGACAAUCAAAGCAGAGGCACGAACGCCCGAGUGGCAGGGGUGACACGACAAGAAGGGAAAGGGAGGAUGGCAGCUCUAAGCUUGGGGCUCAGUGGAGCCCGGAAGAGGGCUGCCGCUGGCAGCGCCGUGGAGAGGAAAAAUCUGAUUACCGUCUGCAGGUUCUCUGUGAAGACGCUGAUUGACCGCUCGUGCUUUGACACUGUGGAUGACUUGUCUCCCGAAUUCACCAACUUUGUGUCCAUCCUGGAGCAGAUCCUCAGUCACCGGCUCAAAGGGCAACUGAGCUGGUUCGGCUAUGAGAGUGCGAGGAGUUUCUGGGACUACGUUCGACUGGCCUGCAGCAAAGUCCCCCAUUCCUGCAUCCACAGCAUUGAGAGCAUGGAGAACGUACGCAGCUCCAGAGCCAAGGGGAGAGCUUGGAUCAGAGUGGCUUUAAUGGAGAAGCGUUUGUCUGAGUACAUCUCCGCCGGGCUGAGAGACUUCAAAACCACAAGGAGGUUUUAUGAUGACGGCGCAGUCAUGUUGGGGGAGGAGGCGGGGCUGCUGGCUGACACCCUCAUCGGACUCAAUGCCAUCGACUUCAGUUUCUGUCUGAAAGGUGAGGGGCUGGAUGGAAGCUGUCCUGCAGUCAUUGACUACACACCAUACCUCAAGUUCAUCCAGACGUCGGACAGCAUCAGCAGCGACGAGGAGGAGAUGCGGACCCUGGGCAGCAGUGGCAGCGAGGCCAGCACGCCGGAGUCCAACAUGGCCGCCGCGCUCCUCAGCCAGCAGAGCAGCUGGUUCAGCAAGUGCAAGCGCACGGAGCAGAAGUACAGAGUGACCCUUGAACAAAAGGGCUACCUGGAGGAGUUGGUGCGUGUGCGGGAGGCCCAGCUGGCUGAGUGUGUGUCUCAGAAUAAAGUCCUGAUGCAGCGCCUAUCAGACACAGAGCUCAGCCACAAGCUGGAGAAAGAGCAACUGGAAUUCAUCAUCCUGGAGCUACAGGACCAGCUCACGGAGCUGAAGAACCAUGACAUGCGCUCCAGGCAAGAGUUGACCGCACACCUGACCAAUCAGUGGCCUUCACCUGGAACCAUGGAUACCAACGCCGUCGCCCUGGAUACACUCUUGUACAGAAAACACACGGGACAGUGGGAAGAGAAAAGCUUUCAGAGUCUGGAGCAGCUUUCAACAGACAUGAGCCUCUCCCAGACAUCUCUUGAUCCCGCACAAACACACUCGCACACGCACAGCCUCGAAGGCAAGGCUGGUCUCACACACUGGCACAGAGAAGGUAAAGAGGACACUCCAUCUUUACGUGGGCUUUGUGGGUCUCUGACGUCCGUGGGCAGUUUUAAGUCUCUGACCAGUCUCAAGUCCAGUGAGUGUUUGGCCAGUCCCACCACUGAGAUCACCAGUCCAGGAUUGACGCCCUCAUAAGCCAACCCCCCCCCCCCCCCCUCAAGACUAGAGCCUUAUCCCAAAACCUCUUUAGACCAGGACCUCGCCUGAACCUCUUUCAACAGCCAAAGCCAGAAACAACAUUUGCAUCACACACACAAAAAAAAAAAUAUCAAAACAUGAACCAAAAGAAGGUUGGCAUCAUGGCGUCAGCAUUUUACUCAAAUACUGUUCUGAACAUCUGAGAAGGACUUAUUGAACCCAUUGAUCCAAGGCACUCUGUCCAGACACUAGCUUCGACUAGUAGUGCCACUGGAUAGACUAAAAAUAGCACCUCCUCAAGAGUCUGAUGAAGCCAGACCAUUAGGUUGCUGAUGCGAACAAACAGAUCACUAACUGACGUCAGUGUGAAGAUGGUGAACACAACUUUGUGACUUAUCCCCCUCUGCUGUAUGUUGUGUCCUGGUUUUCCACUGUUGCUGCUGUAAUCAUUGUGGAGAGAGAGAGAGAGAGAGGGCGAGAGAGAGAGAGAGAGAGAGAGAGAGAGAGACAGAGAGAGGGCGCGAGAGAGAGAGAGAGAGAGAAAUUAGGUGUGUGUGUGAAGUAAUGUAAUCGCUUUAGGAAAUAAGAUUGAUGAUAUCCAUCCCACAAUUUUAAACCGUUUCAAGCCAAUCCAAUAGACCAGUGAGAACAGUGUGUACAGAAAUAAGGAUCCUUACUCUCAGAGAGAGAGAGAGAGAGAGAGAGAUCAUAUUUCCUUUUCAUAUAUCAAUUUUUUUAUCAAAACAGGGCAUCCUUUGUUUCUCAUAUCCUGUAGUCAUAUCUUACACACACAGACACACACACACACACACACACACAGAGAGAGAGAGAGAGAGAGAUACGGACACACACAGAUACACAAGUAGAUACACACACAUACCCAAGUUGGCCUGUAUAGAGGCAUCACAGAGUUUCUGUCUAAAUAUGUCAAGCUAACUAUAAGCCUUGCCUUGCAACAACAACCCAACUGGGAGAGUUUCCUAAAUUAAAUGAACGAUAUUUCUCAGUAUUGGCUAGUAAAAGCUAUUUCUAUACUUGCUUUCUGACCAGAAUGAUAAGAAUGACCCAGGAUACUGUCAGUACCUCUGACUGCUAGUAGGAACAACUUGUAUAUUUUAAUCUCUUCCAUAUGAUCAAGUAGCCUAACAUUUCAAAUUAAUUACAAGAUGUACUAAAAACUAGUUACUAAACAUGACUUGGAAAAUGGUUGCAAAAACCCUGCGUAAUGCGGCUUUAAGUAGUGUACAAUUUUAAAGUGAUCAAGGUAGAUCUGUGUGUGUGUGUGUGUGUGUGUGUGUGUGGCCUUUGGUUUGUGGGAAUUCAUCAUUUUAAUCAGACCAAAAUCAUAUUAGACACCACUGAGGCCAUGUUUCCAUGGCAACUCCUCAACACCACGAGUGGUGUCAUUUGGUUAUGAUGUAAUCUGUUUCCCAAUCAUCUGAUUAGAGGAAAUGACAAAAAGAUGGACGCGUUUCUUACAGAACCAGAGACAGGCUCAAAAUACAAAUCAGGCAGCCCAUCUGUUUAUUUAUCUGUAAAUCUAGCCAGAAAAUCAGUACUGAUAUGAAUUACAGUUUGAGCACUCGAAAGUUGUAAUUACCUAGGCCUACUGGUGUCACAAGUGGAGCACUUCAAAGUAAUCUCAUACUUUUUUAUGGAUGACCUGAUGCAAAAUGUCUGUAUUUUUAAACAACUAAUUCAGAGAAUUAUUGGCAAGACUGAUUCCGGAAACGUUUCUCAUUUUGAUCCGUUUCUCACCCGGACACAAAUUAGCAAGCAUGAUUUAUUUUUGCGGUGAGAAUGUGCAGGACUGGGCAGCGGUCAUUUUUUGUACCGCUCUGCAGUACAUCUAGUUUCCGUCUGUUUGAUAACAGGACAGUCCAUUUCAGAGGUCAAAAGCUGUUUCAACAUUAACCGUGUUACGUAUUUCGGUAAUGUUAUGAAAUACAAUUCAUCAUUUCAGAUAUCGAGGAACUCUAAUCAUAUCAUGCCCUGCUCUGAUUAUUCAUUUGGUAUUCAUUUCCAAAAUGAGACUGUGAGAUGUCAGAGUUGUGAUUGAGGUAAACUGCUGUGCUACAUUUAAAACCAGAGCUGCUAGGAAUAAUCCUGUUGUAGUUAUCUUGUAUCCAUCCUCAGUAUAAUGAGAGAGAGAGAGAGAGAGAGAGAGAGAGUGAGAGGAAGAGAGAGAGAGAGAGAAAGACACAGAGAGAGAGAGAGAGAGAGAGAGAGAGAGAGUGUGUGUGUGUGUGUGUGUGUGUGUGUGGGGGGGGGGGGGGUGGGUGUGAGAGAGAGAGACAUACAGUAUAGGGAGCUCAGUUUUAAUGUCACUCAGAGAAGGACAAUCCAACAACAAUAUUCCACUCAUUACUUCACGUUUACUUUACUGACUGAAGUUUGAUUCAGCUAAGUGAUCUCUACACUGGUGUAAUCAAAAAGGCUUUUCAUUGGCUUAGUAUGAAGUGAUUGUCAUUUACUUUCACAUUCAAUUAGAGCAGCUUUUCAAACAAACAAUGGAACAAAUUAAACUGGACCAAGCAGGAAUGUGAGGGUUGCUAUUUCAGUGGGAUGUUGAAGUUGGACUAAAUAUGUUGGCUGUAUAUAUCUGCAUGGGGUAGGUGAGGACUUUAGUGUUUAAGCUCAGUAGCGGAGAGAGCUCAGUGUCAAGGCAGGAAGAAUGACACGGUGUUAUUUAAAGAGGCAGUAUCCAUGUGUUUUUUUUUAUAGUCUGUAAGAAAAGAAAAGCUUUUUCAAGGACAGAUCCUGCGAGUUGCACUGGACAGAAAUGCUCUCCACUCGGAGUGUUGUUCUCAUUAUUGCUUGUCUCAGCAUUGUUUUUUUUUUUUUCAUUAUGAGGCCUUCUAGCUUGGGCUGGGUCAGAGAGAAAUGACUCAUCAUUUUACUCACUGAAAGGAAAUGUUUACAAAUGAUGAGAACUUAAUGUGAAUGUAUUUGUUUUUAAAAAACAGCUGUUUGACCCAUGCAGCUUAUUUUAUUUCGUAGGUGUUGUCAGAGAGUUCCCUGUCCAUCCGUCCAUGCUUAGUCUUUAAUGAAGACUACCCGUUUCUGUGAGUGACCGAACUAUGGCACUUUUAGACCUUCAGUGUAGAGAUAUUGUAUGUCUGGCUCCAAAAGGACUACACCGGUCAAAUAAUCACAAACACAUGCAGUAAUACUCCACAACGUUCAGCCAAAUAUGAAUGUAGGAUCUAUCAUGACAAUUAGUUGUACCAAUUGACCCUAACUUAUGGUAAUGUCCCCCAAACAUACAAGUUAACGUCAAGCAUUAAACAUCAAGAGUGGCACCCAGUAAAUACAUAAUCAGGAUCUGGUCUUGCAUCUACAAUGGUCUUUUAUUAUGAACAAAUACUUGAAGAGUUUGGUUCCGAAAUGCUAUAUCCUCCACUUCAACAAAUUUUCAUAAAUCAUUUUGACACAGAGUAAUUGUCAUAAGCCUAAAAUGUUGAGUGUGAAAUCAGAAACAAUUAUGUUGACUGACAUUCAUUCAGUUUUCAAGUCAGAAACAAUUUGAUGUUGUCUGAUACACCAGAGCAUGCUGCCAUUUUACUGUUGGUGUCAAGACUUUCAUAAGAAGCUCAUGGCAUGUUUGUGGAAGUCUUAUAACUCACAAUUGUGUGUUCUAGAAUCCAUGUGUUGCGGAUUCCUGCCAAAGCGUGUUCUUUUGUUGGGAAGUUGCUCUGCUCCUUCAGUUGUAACACAUCAUUUUAUCGCUUAUUUGUGUUCGGAUUUUUUUUUAAUUAUGUACUGUGAUUGUUUUCUUUCCUGACAUUGAAUGUAUCAUCUCCACCUUUGUUCAGAGGGGUUGAAACUGAAUAAACAACCUGUGUUAAAUUUU
This is a messenger RNA of Sardina pilchardus (European sardine), 5571 nucleotides long. It is a transcript of the gene rundc3b, whose product is annotated as RUN domain containing 3b. Bases 360 to 1715 code for a protein of 451 amino acids. The transcript has 11 exons. The record is from RefSeq and is a predicted model, not a curated record. NCBI's taxonomy places the organism in Eukaryota, Metazoa, Chordata, Actinopteri, Clupeiformes, Clupeidae.